This is a messenger RNA of Aspergillus puulaauensis, 1341 nucleotides long. Its product is annotated as CorA family magnesium transporter. The record is from RefSeq and is a predicted model, not a curated record. Bases 1 to 1341 code for a protein of 446 amino acids. The transcript has a single exon. NCBI's taxonomy places the organism in Eukaryota, Fungi, Ascomycota, Eurotiomycetes, Eurotiales, Aspergillaceae. Gene Ontology annotation, biological process: mitochondrial magnesium ion transmembrane transport. Gene Ontology annotation, cellular component: mitochondrial inner membrane. Gene Ontology annotation, molecular function: magnesium ion transmembrane transporter activity.
AUGAGUUUUCUUUUGCCUGUCAAGGCCCUGGCAAGCCUAUCAGGAAGCCUAUCCCGGCCAUGCUCACAAUGGGCGACCGUCGGCUGCCUCCGACAGCCAGGAGUCGCAUGUCGUCCCUGGCGCGUUCUGCGAAACCAAACAUUUGCCACUGCGAGUGUUGGAAGCUAUGGCAGUCCUAUCCCCAAUGAAACCGCGCCAGACCGGUCGCAGCGAGUCCAUGAGCUGUCCGUCCAACUCUCGCAACGGCCCAUGAAUGGCAACGCCUCGAUGCAGUACUCGCGAUUCAGCGACAGCACCGACUCAAGCAUACGAGCCCAGGAGAGCGCAUCGAAGGUCCAGAGUCAAACGAAAUUAGCCAUCGCAGAGGAAUAUGGCCUGACCACUCGCGAUCUUCGCGUCUUCGAUCUCCCCUCCCCGGGAUUCCCCCACAUCCUGGUCAGGGAACACGCGAUUCUAGUCCACCUAUUUGAUCUACGUCUGCUGGUCGAGUGCGAUCAUGUCCUGGUUUUCAAUGUGGCCGAUAAACAUGCCGAGACUGGCGCCCCGAGACCAGACAGCGACAGCGACAGCGACAACGAUGGCAGUGGAAGUGGUACGGAUAGCAGUGUAUCGCAAGUCUUCAGCCACAACAUCGAGCGGAAGCUGCUAGACAGCAGUAAUGGACAUGUCCAGCCAUAUGAGCUGCGGGUUCUCGAAGCAGCGAUGGCCUCAGCGACAUCGGUCCUGGAAGCAGAGUACAGCCUCACUGCAGAGGAAGUCUCCCAAGUCCUCCGGAAGACGCACCAGGACGCGCCCUUCAUAUCCGACAAGGAGAAGGAAUACGAGUCGCUUAUCCACACCCUCCUGCGACUUUCUCGACAUUUGGCAACCAUUGACCAGUCUGCCCGGCAAGUCCGUACGCUGACCUCCGAAGUCCUGGCCGAGGACGAAGAUAUGGCAAACAUGUACCUCACCGACAAAGCUCGCGGGAAACCACAUCUCCCCUCUGACCAUCAGGAGGUCGAGUAUCUGUUCGAGGCCUACUUCAAAGCAUCCGACACUAUUGUGCAGGAGGCAAAACGGAUGAUGGGCAACAUCACGCGCACAGAAGAAACAAUCCGUGCUGCACUGAGUGUCCGCCGAAACCAGAUCAUGGUUCUCGAGGCCCGGAUUGAGAUCCUGAUGCUGGCACUGGCAGGUGGGACUCUGAUUGCAGGCUGGUAUGGCAUGAAUGUAGUCAAUGGAAGCGAGGAUAGCAGCACCGCGUUUGGGGUGAUUGUCGUGGGCAGUCUGCUGGGUGUUGGCCUCGUCACCUGGGGAGGGCUACGGCGGUUGAAGAGAAUUAGCAAGAUACGGGUUUAA